Messenger RNA from Grammomys surdaster, 2330 nucleotides. It is a transcript of the gene Pnma1, whose product is annotated as PNMA family member 1. The transcript has a single exon. The record is from RefSeq and is a predicted model, not a curated record. NCBI's taxonomy places the organism in Eukaryota, Metazoa, Chordata, Mammalia, Rodentia, Muridae. The coding region runs from base 562 to 1623 and encodes 353 amino acids.
AGGGCGGCCGUUGCAGGAGCGCGCGGCCCUAAGUGCUGAGCAGAGCUGCCUCCAGCCCGGUUCCUCCCUCCUGCGCUUUCUGCCGUCUCAGGUCCCGGUGCUCAGAGUGCAGCCUCUCUCGGUGUAGCUGAGCCACGGCCUCGCGUGACCCUCAGCUAGCCAGCGGUGCCGGGGAGAGGUGGGAGGAACUGCCACGCCCCGCAACCACACCCAGCCAUCUCCCGCCCGGAGCCUGCAGCUUUGAGCCAGCCUUGAGCCCACCUUGCUCCCUUUCUCAAAGCAGUGACGCAAGGCACAGCUGCAGCCAGUCCACCCCUGCCUGGACCAAAGGGGGCCACAUUCGAGUGAUAGGUGGAGUGUCCCGUGGCUCCCGGCAUUGACUUGGGACCCGGAAGGGAUGAGACGGAACUCUGGUGUCUUUUGGUAAUUGUGGUUGCUUGAAGCUUGUCGCCCCCUGGCCUACAGGGGGAGGAGAGCAUGUUGUAUUGUCCUAGGCCCUAUAGCAGCGUGAGCCAGUCCAAGCAGUGUCUGUAGAACUGGCACCCUUAAUAGUUGGGAUAAAUGGCUAUGACACUAUUGGAAGACUGGUGCAGGGGAAUGGAUGUGAACUCCCAGAGAGCUCUGUUGGUCUGGGGGAUCCCUGUGAACUGCGAUGAGACCGAAAUCGAAGAGACCCUCCAAACUGCGAUGCCCCAGGUAUCCUAUCGAGUACUGGGGAGAAUGUUCUGGAGGGAAGAAAAUGCGAAAGCAGCUUUGUUAGAGCUAACUGGGGCAGUGGAUUACUCCCUGAUCCCCAGGGAGAUGCCAGGCAAAGGAGGGCUCUGGAAAGUUCUGUUUAAGCCCCCUACUUCCGAUGCAGAGUUUUUGGAAAGGCUGCACCUCUUUCUAGCUAGGGAAGGGUGGACCGUGCAAGAUGUUGCUCGUGUGCUUGGGUUUCAGAACCCUGCUCCAGCUCCAGGCCCGGAAAUGCCAGCAGAGAUGCUCAAUUAUAUUUUGGAUAAUGUUAUUCAACCUCUUGUCGAGUCCAUAUGGUAUAAAAAGCUGACGUUGUUUUCCGGAAGGGACAUUCCUGGGCCUGGCGAGGAGACCUUUGAUUCCUGGCUGGAGCACUCAAACGAAGUCAUAGAGGAAUGGCAGGUGUCUGAUAUAGAAAAGAGACGGCGGUUGAUGGAGAGUUUGAGAGGCCCGGCUGCUGAUGUCAUCCGCAUCCUCAAGACCAACAACCCUGCCAUAACCACCGCAGAAUGCCUGAAGGCUCUCGAGCAGGUGUUCGGGAGUGUGGAAAGCUCUAGAGAUGCACAGGUCAGAUUUCUGAACACUUACCAGAACCCAGGAGAAAAGUUAUCUUCAUACGUUAUCCGUCUGGAGCCUCUGUUGCAAAAGGUAGUGGCCAAGGGGGCCAUUGAUAAAGACAAAGUAAACCAGGCCCGCCUGGAGCAGAUCAUCGCUGGGGCCAACCACAGCGGGGCGCUUCGAAGGCAGUUGUGGCUGGCCAGGGCUUCGGAAGGGCCUGCACCCAACCUCUUCCAGUUAUUGGUGCAAAUUCGAGAGGAGGAAGCCAAAGAGGAGGAGGAGGAGGCUGAGGCCGCACUCUUGCAGCUAGGUCUGGAGGGGCACUUAUGAGUCCCAGGAUUGGCCAGGCUGCUUUUGAUAUCCCUGUGAAGUUUUAGUAAGCCUGCCACUAAAAGUAAACACCCAGCCUCCUUCUGGUUUUUUGUUUUCUGAGGGACGGGAGAGGAAAGUCAGGCCCUCAUAUUCCGGUAACAUUCACAGAAUUGUAGUAAAGGUGGUUCAUUCUGCCGAAAGUGAAUGCUUGAUGCCAGCCCUCCUGGUGACAUCUUUGACAGCUGUGAAAAACGUGAAGCUGUGACACUUCCUGUCAAGAUGGUUGUGAAGUUCUGACGCUAAGUGCACGCCCGGUUCACAGGCUGUCCAGUACAACGUCUUCUCUAUGUCAGUAGCCCUGGAUAGUUUUACUGUACACCGUUGCUCAUUUGUAUGGAUGGAAAGAAGGUGAUUCUAUUAGAUGAUAUUACUCAUCUUGAAAAGACAGAUUUCUAAUUGCACAUGGCUCAACGCUUCCCUGAAAAGUUUCCCUGAAAAGUAUCCUCGGCCUAAAAGUGUCGUGUUAGAAAAAUGCACCUUUAUAGACCUACACAAUCAAUUCCUCACGGUGGAAGAUACAGACAUAAGUCCCAGGGGGAGUGGCCGUGGACAAGCUACCCUUCCCCCACUCCAAAGAUUGGUCAUUUAAUUAUUGGUCAUGUUGAUGCUAAGGGUUCUACGUUUGAAGUUAUUGAAUAGAUGUAUACAAAAUAAAAAUUUGAAAA